AUGAGUAAUUUCAAGUCAUUCUUUAAUUUAAGGAUACCUAAUGGUGAAGAAAUCCCUCUUGAAGCCGAGGGAAAUGUAUCAACUGUCCUUACUCAAGUUAUUGUCGAUAAUAAUGGAAAACCAUAUACUCGUGCUACACUAAGCGCUCACGUAGAGACAUUAAAUCCAGCAGAAAUAGAAAAAGAUCCCGAUGCUCCUGCUAUUGAGCAUGAUGUUAUUAUCGCUUCAUUUACUCCAAAUACACAACAAGUUAUUAAUCUUUCUAUUGGAUUUACAAAGGAAGAUAUUACAUACUUAUCUGCAAAUGGAGCAGAUUUAAUCAUAAAUGGAUAUACAGUUCCUCCACAAACUGAAUUGAUUAAAGUCGGACAGGAUCAAGACUAA
Trichomonas vaginalis G3 is the source of this 384-nucleotide messenger RNA. RefSeq lists its product as uncharacterized. The coding region runs from base 1 to 384 and encodes 127 amino acids. NCBI's taxonomy places the organism in Eukaryota, Parabasalia, Trichomonadida, Trichomonadidae. The record is from RefSeq and is a predicted model, not a curated record. The transcript has a single exon.